Messenger RNA from Clarias gariepinus (North African catfish), 1966 nucleotides. RefSeq names its product xaa-Arg dipeptidase-like. The transcript is spliced from 8 exons. Lineage: Eukaryota; Metazoa; Chordata; Actinopteri; Siluriformes; Clariidae. The coding region runs from base 350 to 1588 and encodes 412 amino acids. Gene Ontology annotation, molecular function: dipeptidase activity. The record is from RefSeq and is a predicted model, not a curated record.
AUGAGCACGGCAACGUGCAGAAUAAUGUGCAAAGUCACAGCUGAAUAUCAUCUUUUUCAUAUGCAGUUGUUCUUAUGUCAGACUGUUGUGCAGCUGUGUCUGCUACAAGCACUGCAAUGUUAUAUAACACCUAGGAAUGCAAAGGUCAAUGGCACGUUGUUGCAUAACAUUUCAGUUCACCUCCUUCUGCACACGCCGCUUUGAAACCAGUGCUCUCUGAAGAGUAAGACCAACACCUGAGGAGGACUUUACAGACUGCCACUCAUAGCUUUAACAGAACACAGUUAGGAGAUCACAUUACACAUGGGAGUAAAGUGGAUUAGACUUGAGUGCUGACUGAUCUAACCAAAUGGGUGAAAAACUCCAGGCACUAAAACAGCAGGUUUGUGUCUCCAUUGACGAGGCCAAGGACAAACUACACGGAUUAGGAGAUGCAAUAUGGCGCCACCCAGAGCUCGCAUUUGAGGAGAGACAAGCCCAUGACACCCUGGUCCACUUUUUUACACACGAGAAAGGGUGGACCGUGGAGGCGCACUACAAACUAGAAACAGCAUUUCGGGCCACGUGGGGACCUGUAGGUGGAGCAGACGGUGACACUGUGGUGAAUGUGGCGUUCCUGUGUGAGUAUGAUGCUCUGCCAUCUAUAGGCCACGCGUGCGGCCACAACCUGAUAGCAGAGAGCGGAGCUGCGGCAGCGGUGGGCCUGAAAGCGGCGCUCGAGAGCGGGCAGGCGGGGCCUGUGCCAGUCAAGGUAACUGUAAUAGGGACUCCAGCAGAAGAAGACGAAGGUGGGAAGGUGGACUUGCUGCGAGAGGGAGCAUUUGAUGGCCUGGAUGUGGUGCUUAUGGCUCACCCUUCACAGGAAGACGCCACAUACAUCCCAGAUGUGGCAGAACAUGACCUUGUAAUAAAGUACCAUGGACGUGCGUCUCAUGCAUCAGCGUAUCCCUGGGAAGGUGUAAACGCUCUAGACGCAGCCGUCCUGGCCUACAGUAACAUGUCUGUACUCCGUCAACAGCUCAGACCUGACUGGAGAGUCCAUGGUAUAAUAAAGAACGGGGGUGUGAAACCCAACAUCAUCCCCGACUACACGGAGCUGGAAUAUUACUUACGCACCCCUUCGCACCAGGACCUGCCCAAGAUCAAAGCCAAAGCUGAGGCCUGUUUUCAAGCUGCUGCUCUGGCCACAGGAUGCACGGUUGAGAUUCUGUAUACAAGGAACAUGUUUUAUGAAAUCCUGAGAAACCGCACUUUGGAAAGCCUGUAUGAGGAGAACGGGAAAUCUCUUGGCAUGAACUUCAUUACUGUUGAGGAUUCAUCUGGCUCUAGUGAUAUUGGGAACGUGACUCAGGCUGUUCCAGGGAUUCAGCCUUAUUUCUACAUCGGUACUGAGGCGCUCAAUCACACUGCAGAAUACACCACUGCCUCUGGUGCAGCUGAGGCUCAGUUUUACACACUCCGUACUGGCAAAGCUUUGGCUAUGACUGCACUGGAUGUGAUCUUCAGCCCAGGUGUGCUAGACAAAGUCAAACAAGAGUUUAAAGAAGCCAAGCUCAGAGAGGAGAAAGGACAGAGAUGCAAAAACUAACAAGAAAUAGGAAACAGCCACAGUCUAGACAUAAAGCUAGUUUAAAGGCCUAAUACUUAGCCUUUACAAAGACUCGCAGUCUUCCGUUUCAAGCCUCAGGCUCUUUGGUCUUUGUCCUUUGGUCUUUUUUUUUUUCAAACACUGGAGUUUGAUUGACAUUUUUCAACAAAAUGUUUCCUUGUCAUGAUACAAUCUUUAAGGUGACAGAAAGAAAACUAAUCACUACACAAUAUCACAUUCAGUCUGGUUUAUUAUUAUCGAAAUCUUUAAAUCAGACAUCACAACAAAUUUACACACAUUUAUGCUUUAAUUAUUUGAUCACAUCUUUUAGAUUCAUUAACUGAAUUUCAAUAAAUAAAAGCAAUUUUUUGACUUGCA